UAAUUCCAAUGUGCAUUAGUGCUGCAAAGACAAUUACGAAAAUUUACUGUCGUUGUAGUCAUACCCAGUCAACAGGAAAAGCAUAGUUCGUAAUUUCAACGAUACCUGACAUGACCAAGAGCAUUCAAACUAUUCUAUCACCUCUGCUAAUAAUCACUUACGUGCUUGGUUUAAGAAUUGUCGAGUUUCCAGCAGGUCGUUCCAGACCAUGGCUCAGUCUUUUAUACAUACUGUUAUUGUGGUUAACUUACUAUUAUUUCCUAUAUUCCACUGCAACGUUUUAUAUGAAUCUUUAUUCUCUCAUACACCAUAUUUGCCAUUGGCUGAACAGUUCCAUAAUAUUUUUAUCAAUUAUAAAUGGAAUAUAUCACGACAAGAAAUUUAGGCAUUGUCUGAAGAAGCUUACCAUUAUAGACGUUACGUUAGAAAAAUUGGGAACAACAAUAAAUUAUCAACAACUGUAUACGAAAACAAUAUGGCUUGUUCUAGGAUGGAUUGUAACAGCCAUAUUAAUAAAUUGUGUGCAUGUGUUAUACGUAUACUAUCAGCAUAAUUUAGAUAUUCCAAGAAUUAUUUGCAUCUCCAUGUUGAUAAACUAUUGUUCUCAUAUUAAUGUUAUCGACGAUUUAACCAUUACAAACUCCUAA
Messenger RNA from Vollenhovia emeryi, 647 nucleotides. RefSeq lists its product as uncharacterized. NCBI's taxonomy places the organism in Eukaryota, Metazoa, Arthropoda, Insecta, Hymenoptera, Formicidae. The coding region runs from base 111 to 647 and encodes 178 amino acids. The transcript is spliced from 3 exons. The record is from RefSeq and is a predicted model, not a curated record.